CUCGGCUGGGUUCCCCACUUGCCCUCCACGGAACACUUCCUUGCUCAGGUCGAACGAGACGAGCUCGAAUACAUAGCGCAACGGGUGGCUCCACCAAUACAACUUCCCGUUGAAACACCGAGCGACCUCGGGAGGCGGAACCAGGGGAAGGAAAGGGCCUCCAUGGAUUUCCUUCCACGAAUCGGUCGUCAAGCUAUACAGCUCCACGAAGAAGCAGUCCAUCGGACUCGCUUGAUCUUCGAAAUAGUUUAUUCUUCUGACGACUUUGUAGUCGUUCGUUUCCGGGUCGAAUCCAAAUCCAACUGUAUUAACCCAGGCACUCGU
This is a messenger RNA of Linum tenue, 324 nucleotides long. Lineage: Eukaryota; Viridiplantae; Streptophyta; Magnoliopsida; Malpighiales; Linaceae. The record is from the annotation of a GenBank genome assembly.